UAAGCACUUGGCACUCACUCCCUCCCCUCCCUCCCCUCUACACACGCUUAGACACAAUUUUACACAAUGGCUGUUGCGGCAUUCUCUGCUAUUUCUCUUCUCUUCUCUAUCCUAAACCUAUGCCUUCGAGGAGCCUACGGUGACUCCGGAGGGUGGGAAGGUGGUCAUGCCACGUUCUAUGGCGGGGGUGACGCAUCCGGCACAAUGGGGGGUGCUUGUGGGUACGGUAAUCUGUACAGCCAAGGGUAUGGGACUAACACUGCAGCACUCAGCACUGCUCUGUUCAACAAUGGUUUGAGCUGCGGGUCUUGUUAUGAGAUGAAAUGCAACGAUGACCCCAAAUGGUGCCUCCCCGGUACCAUCACUGUCACUGCCACUAACUUCUGCCCCCCUAACAAUGACUUGCCCAACGACAACGGCGGGUGGUGCAACCCUCCACUCCAACACUUCGACAUGGCGGAGCCUGCUUUCUUGCAAAUCGCUCAAUACCGAGCUGGGAUUGUUCCCAUAGCAUUUAGAAGAGUGCCCUGUGUGAAGAAAGGAGGCAUAAGGUUUACCGUCAACGGUCACUCUUACUUCAACUUGGUGUUGAUCACAAACGUUGGCGGCGCCGGAGAUGUGCAUUCUGUGUCGAUCAAGGGGUCCAACACUGGGUGGCAAGCCAUGUCAAGGAACUGGGGCCAGAACUGGCAGAGCAAUAACUACCUGAAUGGACAGAGUCUUUCAUUCCAAGUCACCACCAGUGAUGGUCAGACGGUGACCAGCUACAACGUGGUUCCGGCAAAUUGGCAGUUUGGACAGACAUUUGAGGGGGCUCAAUUCUAGAUUUUUAUUACAUAGUAAAAAGGAAAAUAUACAUUAUAUUGUCAAUUGGAAAUGUUCCAUCUUCGUUAUGGUGAAGGUGGGAUACACAGGGUAGAGUAGGAUGGGCUCGGCCUGUGUGGCCGCGUAUUGCUGAGGUGUCUGUUUGGCACCCGCUAGGCCUUUACAUAUAUAUAUAUAUAUAUAUAUAUAUAUAUAUAUAUAACCAGUUUGAGUUUGUUUGUGAAAUUUAUUAGUUUCUCUUAAGAAAAAUAGGGAUGGAUAUUCCAUUUAUUGCCUUUUAUUUAAAUUUGGGGCAUUGAAUAUCUUAGAGUUUGUAAACUUUAUCUCCAAGUUGUGGCAACUUUAUUUUCACUGGCAGUGUUCUGUGUACAGUCCUUUGGGCAAAGUGCUCCCCAUAUUUUAAUAGUACCUGUUCAACUUUUCACA
Molecule: messenger RNA, 1251 nt
Organism: Alnus glutinosa
Lineage: Eukaryota; Viridiplantae; Streptophyta; Magnoliopsida; Fagales; Betulaceae
Product: expansin-A8
Exons: 3
Coding region: 67-825 (252 amino acids)
Biological process (GO): plant-type cell wall organization
Cellular component (GO): extracellular region
Source: RefSeq, a predicted model, not a curated record